This is a messenger RNA of Microdochium trichocladiopsis, 1018 nucleotides long. RefSeq lists its product as uncharacterized. The coding region runs from base 263 to 886 and encodes 207 amino acids. The record is from RefSeq and is a predicted model, not a curated record. Lineage: Eukaryota; Fungi; Ascomycota; Sordariomycetes; Xylariales; Microdochiaceae. The transcript has a single exon.
UUGGAAAAGCAAAAAUGGGAAGCAACAAAGACUGUAGCACAGAGGACGAUAAAAAGCAAUAACAACACCCCUGUCCGCUAUGCAGGUUGUUUGGCACAUGGAAAAAGUCGUCUCGUGUUCAUCGUGAGCAUCUAUAUCAAAAGCCAAAGCCCCUCUUGAGAAGCUCCGAGUGUUGUCCGUUGCAGUCCAGCAUUGUCAAUUAGUUCCACCUGGCCCUUUCCAAGGGAAGCUGUGACUCCAUACCAUCCGUACGCCAAGCUUGAUGUUUGGCCAGUCACAAAUUGGCCUCCUAUGCCAAUUCUGCAAUCACUCAAAUCGUAGCUGGAUGUGGUGGACAAGACCGUUUCUGGUGUCUCGAGUUUUUGCGUUUGUUGAUGAUCAAAAUCCUUGCCUUUCCGAGCCUCGUCUUGCGAAGGGACGGAGGCGGAAUCUUCCGCACGUCCGAGCUCGUCCGUUGCAUGUGGACACCAAUGUUGCUCUUAGUGCGACCACAAUCAAGAUCUUGUGCUCCGAAAGUGAGCGCAUCUUUUCAAUGACUGCGCCACUUCGGCUAAAGCAACCGAGCAAGACAGCUGUGGAGAUGUUCGUAGAGUGCCACACCGAGUCACAUGUGGUUGCCAUGCAGGUGGUCUCUGACAGCUUCUCCUUAGGCCCAACCCCAAGCCACAUUGAUAGACCUGAGUCAUGUAUGGGCUUGCUUAAGCCACCCCAGCUGAGCGGUUGCCGGUGGAGGUUGGGACAAACGACAGAGUUGACGACACAGACGAACCGUUUGGCGGGAUCUUUGCCGAGCUCUGUUGAGGCUUAUUUCGCCCUCUGCCUCACAACCUCUGGUAAAUCUGUCCCUGUAAUUGGCGAUGUCUUGUCAUCAAUCCAGUGCUUCUGACAGCUCCAUGCCUUCGGUAAAUACCAGAUCCCCACUGGACCCAAGCAACUCCCGACUUGCUUCUUCGAGAAUGAUUCCAAAUGCCAACAUGGCUGUUUCGUCCAUGCUGCAUUCGUCGAGGGGUGCCUUCCU